CGCAGCUGAACUGAUUCAUCACUGCAUACCACCGUCGCACCAUCUAGCCUUUUGUGUCCAAUGUCUAACUAUAUCUGGCAUAUUGUGUAUGGCAUCCUACCCUCGCAUACAACUUCCUCAAGUGGCGAGAUACAGAUUGAGGAUGACCGAGACCGUUGAUUCAGAGCAGAUCUCGCAAGGAAGUAUGGCUCUUACCCUUCUCACCGAGAUUGAGCGAGUCUGGCCGGGUAAUAGUCGCAGCCGUGCGAUCCUGGAACGACUGCUUCAGGACCCGGGUGAGUUUGACGGCGCUAGUCGACCCACGCCCUUAUCUAUAUUUGACGGCCUCUCAUGGGAGAACUUCCCGGGAGCUGAUAUGACCGACAACUUUCUGCGGAAUGAGCUGUGAGGUCUGACUUCAUCUAUCGCUACUCGGUAUGCAUAAUACA
Messenger RNA from Aspergillus aculeatinus CBS 121060, 428 nucleotides. RefSeq lists its product as uncharacterized. The record is from RefSeq and is a predicted model, not a curated record. The coding region runs from base 89 to 388 and encodes 99 amino acids. NCBI's taxonomy places the organism in Eukaryota, Fungi, Ascomycota, Eurotiomycetes, Eurotiales, Aspergillaceae. The transcript has a single exon.